CUGGUAUAAAAAUCAAUAGAGACCAUCCUCCAUCAACAGCUUCACGCUCGCCACUCAUUUUACAUUCAAAUUACAAGACAAUUCUGACUCAUAAUGUUAUGGAUUCAACAAAAACUUUAAACACUCCGGGUUUUCCUUGGCCCCAACCAAGAAAUGACUGCGAUUGAACCAACUUUUCUCGUCUCCUUGGCGUCAGGUGGUGCGGCAGGAACGGCAGUGGACAUUGCCCUAUUUCCAUUGGACACAUUAAAGACGCGUCUGCAGAGCCAUGCUGGCUUUUGGAAAUCCGGCGGUUUCCGCGGAAUCUACUCCGGCGUUGGACCGGCUGCACUCGGCUCUGCGCCCAAUGCCGCCGUAUUUUUCUGCACUUACGACACGGUGAAAAGGUUUGGCCUUCCUCUAUUGCCUCCUCAGCAUGCUUUUCUUGUCCACAUGGCAGCCGCUAGCCUUGGAGAAUUGGCAGCGUGCGUGGUGAGAGUUCCGGUGGAGGUUGUCAAGCAACGAAGACAAACAACCGCGAGACACCUUUCCGCCCUGACUGUAGCCAGGGAGGCUGUUCGGAAGGAUGGCGUCCGCGGCCUUUAUCGCGGCUUCGGAAGUACAGUUGCCAGAGAAAUUCCUUUUUCAGUGAUCCAGUUUUCGCUAUGGGAGGCUUUUAAAAAGGAGCUGGCUGCUAUUAAAGGUGUUGAACAUGUCGACCCAGGAAUUACCUCACUUUGCGGGGCGUUGGCAGGCGGGAUUUCUGCUGCUGUAACAACACCUUUGGAUGUUGCAAAGACCAGAAUAAUGUUGUCUGAUUCUGGCAACCAUGGAUCGAUAUCAAAGGUGCUCAAAACUGUCUAUUCGGAAAAAGGCGUUCGAGGCUUGUUUGCUGGGAUAGUUCCGAGAGUGAUGUGGAUAUCAAUCGGAGGUGCAGUCUUUUUUGGAAUCUACGACUUCACCAGAGUCACGGUUACCAACUUGGGCUUGAGUUAGUGCAACUUUAAAUGUGAUAGAUAUAAACAUAUACAUUUUAUAUAAAAU
Molecule: messenger RNA, 1023 nt
Organism: Cloeon dipterum
Lineage: Eukaryota; Metazoa; Arthropoda; Insecta; Ephemeroptera; Baetidae
Product: S-adenosylmethionine mitochondrial carrier protein homolog
Exons: 6
Coding region: 154-975 (273 amino acids)
Biological process (GO): transmembrane transport
Cellular component (GO): mitochondrial inner membrane
Molecular function (GO): S-adenosyl-L-methionine transmembrane transporter activity
Source: RefSeq, a predicted model, not a curated record